Molecule: messenger RNA, 1213 nt
Organism: Siniperca chuatsi (mandarin fish)
Lineage: Eukaryota; Metazoa; Chordata; Actinopteri; Centrarchiformes; Sinipercidae
Gene: cnfn
Product: cornifelin
Exons: 4
Coding region: 156-509 (117 amino acids)
Cellular component (GO): cornified envelope
Source: RefSeq, a predicted model, not a curated record
GGUGAGACCAGGUGAGAUGCGAAGCAACAUUUCCGCCAAACAAGGUUGUCUAGUCCUGGUACAUGGAAGAGUCUUCAGGCUUCCAAUUAAUUACAAUAACUGAUUCUACUUUUUAAUUCCUCCCUGUCAGGUUUAUGGUGCACUAUUAGUGAACGAUGACGUUCCAGUCAAAUGUGAUCAGCUCACAGCCUCAGAUCUCGGGAACACAGUACACUGUGUCCUCCGGAUUGUCAGAUUGGAGUUCAAAUGUGUGCGACUGCUGUGAAGACUGCGGCAUAUGUCUUUGUGCAUCGUUCGUCCCUUGUAUCCUGGCCUGUAAGGUGGCUCAGGACAACGGGGACAGCUGCUGUCUGCCCUUCCUUCCUGGUGCCAUGAUUGCUCUAAGGACAAGCGUCCGCAGCAGAUACCACAUUGAAGGCUCAGUGUGUGAUGACUGGGUAGUCAUGGCCUGCCUGCCUCUGUGUGGACUGUGUCAGAUGGCACGAGAGCAAAAGAUGAGAGGAUUAUAAGAAGGGACGUUGAAUCUAAUUUCAAAUUACAAAGAAAGAGAAUGUGUUGAAAUUUACAUUCCAUGGUCUGGACACAAUUUAUUUCAGAUUCAGAUUUUAAAUUUGUUGGCAUGACCAUGAUUAGGUAUUGCCAAAGGACAAAGAACAAGGUUUACAAUGUAAGAAUAAUAGACCGAUAAUCAGACUCAAUUGCCAUUUUAUUUCACUGUAUUAUUUUGUACUAUUAUUAUUAUUAUAGCAUCUUACAUACUAUAUGUAUUAUAUAUAUAUUUAAAAAUCUGAGAUGUGGGCGGCGAUUCAGAGACUUGGAACCAGGCUAAAUAAUUCAGAUGGAAGAAAAUAAGAAAUAAUUAACUAGGCCUAAACUUUUACACUGAACCAUUGUCUUUGAUAAAAAGUUAAAUAUUGACUCAUUGUAAUGAAAUUGUCUUCAUGCAACAAACCAGUGAAGACAUUAAGAAGGAAAUGCUGAGAUUUACAACAACAAUGACUUUUCCCUUCAAAGUUGCGAGUCUAUAGUGGUGAAUUUACACACAUUAUUUAUUUUGUAAUUAUACCUGAAUACUGUUUUUCUUGCAUAUGUUAUUCAAUAAUGCAUAUCAUGUAUUCAUCUUAUAUUCUAUAAAAGGAGUAUUUCAUGUAUGUUUAAUUAAUUAAAUAUAUUCAUUCAAGUAACAGUAUUUCAAUAAAACCUCUUGGAAUUA